Molecule: messenger RNA, 1679 nt
Organism: Bactrocera dorsalis (oriental fruit fly)
Lineage: Eukaryota; Metazoa; Arthropoda; Insecta; Diptera; Tephritidae
Product: putative nuclease HARBI1
Exons: 3
Coding region: 389-1645 (418 amino acids)
Source: RefSeq, a predicted model, not a curated record
AACUGAGAAAGGUGUCUUCUCAAUGUCAGAUUAUUUUAAUAGAAUCUGGUGGAAACCGCUUUUCUGAUCUAUUACCGAAAAAAAAUUAUUUUUGCCUAGCUCUGCCAAAACUUCAUUUAUAUCAGGGAUUGGGUAGCGAUCGGCUAUUGUGAGUGAGUUAAGCUUUCUAAAAUGUAUUACUAACCUGUGUUUUUUAUCCGUUUUUUGAACGAUCCAAAUGGGGGAAUUUUAUGGGGAACGGCGUUAUAGCCUUGACAGACGGCAGCGUUAACCCUGAUUAACUGCGCCCUUAAUCAGAUCCAAAUUUAUAGGUGACAGACAGCAGCAAAGCGAGUUACCGAACAGCUGAUUGGCAUAUUAAUAACAUUUUCAAUUUUAUAAAACAAAAAUGGAUAGAAGACAAGCAUUGCGAUUGUUAGCCGCACAGAUGAUGCAAAACCACAAUUUGGUAAACAAAAGAAUAAAUACAUUACUAGUGAAUCUGCUUCAAAAGAUUAAAACGAUGAAUGAAUUGACAAAAGCGAUACUGGAAACUAGUACCAAAGUGGCAUCUUCGGAAAUAAGGGAAAGAAGCGCCUGGAUAUUUGACCGCAAUGGCAGUUUUUGGGAGUACGAUGUCGAAAAGAUGGAUGACAUCCGAUUUAAAGAAAACUUUCGUCUAAACAAGGAAGCUUUUCACAAAAUAUGUGAAAAGGUUAAGGAAAUCGGAAAGUCCAACAGCAACAUGCGAUUUUGCAUUCCACUUCAGAAAAGAGUGGCUAUUGCGUUGUAUGCGUUAGGUUCUUCAGCGGAAUACAGAACUGUAGCAAGUUUAUUUGGCGUAGGACGCACCACAGUUGGGGAAAUAGUUGUGGAUUUUUGCAAAGCUGUGUGCACAACUUUAUCAGAUUGCAUCAAUUCCUAUCCCCCAAGCACAGAAGAAGUAGAGCGAAAUGUACAAGGUUUUGCACACCUUGGUUUUCCGCAAUGUUUUGGAGCAAUAGAUGGCUGCCACAUUGAGGUUCAGCCGAAAAAGGAAGAUGCGAUCGAUUAUUACAAUUAUAAGGGGUGGUAUUCGGUUGUUCUGCUGGCAAGUUGCGACUAUAGAUCAAAAUUUACAUAUAUACAUGUUGGGUCAACUGAAAGAAACAACGAUUCGUACAUUUUUGAAAGUAGUUCCUUAAAAAAAUUCCAUGAAACCGCCGAUAUUUUUGCUCAGAGCAUCAAAAUGAUUGGAGAUGUUAAUGUCCCCGUAUUACUUAUUGGCGAUUCAACCUUUCGAUUGUCGCGUUACAUGAUGAAGCCUUUUCCAUACUCACCAAAUCAACCAGUGUUAGAAAAAACAUUUAACUAUCGUUUAUCCAAAUGUCGCAGAGUUAUAGAGAAUGCUUUCGGUCAACUAAAAGCCCGAUUUAGAAAAAUAGGCAGAGGUUUACCGGUAGCUCCAAAAAACGUUAACGUUAUUAUACAUGAAUGCUGUAUUUUGCACAAUUUUCUAAAAAUUGAAAAUGAUGAAAUUCCAUCUUCGUGGAUCCAAGAUGCUGCAGAAAUAAGUACAGAAAUUCAACCACACCACACUACAAGAGCUGGGGAAAAUGAUGUAACAGCAUCGGCUAUUAGAAAUGCAAUAGCUCUGAGUUUUCGUGAGUAUAGAUGUAUAGAGUAGCAGAAAACAAAUAUUAGUACAAAUAAUUACAAAC